AUGAUAAAAUUACUAGUCAAUCCACAAUGUGUUACUAUAAGGUCAUCAUCACCACUGCUACUACUGUUAGUAAGGUUUAAAUCGAUGGGACAUAAGGGAAAAAGACCCCUUCCAAGAAAAUCACUGAAUAAACCAGUGAGUAAACCAAUUCCAAAGAAGAAAACAGUUCAACCAAAACUAGAGAAGAAUGUUUUCAGUUCUGGUAAAUUCUCACAAUUAUAUAAUGAAGGUGGUCAUAUGUCACUUGGGGAAACACCAAUUGAUAAUUUUAAUCAAUUGAAAGUGUUUCCGACAGUUAGAGAAGCUAUGAUUAAAGAGAUUAAAUCUCAAUAUAAUUUAAAAGGUGAUAAUUUACCAAAAACUAAAGAAGAUAUACCUAUUAAACCAACUCCUGUUCAAAUUGGUGCUAUUCAAACCAUAAAUAAAUCUAGAAAACCCAAAUCUGUUGCUCUUUCAGAGAAUGAAAUUGCCAAAUUGAGUGAUGCUGAACGCAUUCAGUAUGAACUUCGAUUAGCUAAUGAAGUGGAAAAAACUAAAGUAUUUACUAUUGCUGCUGAAACUGGAUCUGGUAAAACAUGGGCUUAUUUAUCUACAUUGUUGAGUAAAUUAAAAGAAGAUGAUAUGAAUUUAUGGAAAUUAGAUCCUGAAAGAUUGGACGGGUUAAAAAAAUCCCAUUCUGUUAGAUCAAUUAUUUUAGUACCUACUAAUGAAUUGGUUGAUCAGGUGUAUGAUGUUUUGGAAAGAACUAAUGAGUUUAAAUUGGAAAAUAACAAUAUUCCACCUGCUUUCAAAGAAUUUGUUGAUUUACCAGAAAAUCAAACAGUCGGGUUAUCAAUGAUGAAGUUAUCUCAAGGUGAAGCUCCAGUUAAGUUAUUCCGUCGUUUGGAAACAACGGGUAGAGUAGAUGUUUUGGUUACAACACCAGGUAAAAUUGUUGCUUUUUCUAAAUUGGUUAAUAUAAAUCGACCAUUUAGAGUUUUUGCUAAUUUACAAUAUUGUGUUCUUGAUGAAGCAGAUACUUUAUUUGAUGAUUCAUUUGAGAAGAAUACAACUGAUGUGAUUAUUCAUUUUCCAAAAUUGCUUGAUUUGAUUUUAGUUUCAGCUACGAUUCCAAAAUCAUUUGAAAAGAAAUUAACUAGAUUAUUUCCUGAUUCUAAAUCAUUAAUUAGAGUUGCUACACCAUCAUUACAUAAAGUUCCAAGAACCAUUAAAACUAUGAUUAUCGAUGCUGAUGCUGCACCAUAUAAUGGAUCUAAACCAAGAGCUUUGGCACAAGCAUUGUAUGCUAUUUCCAAAGAUGGUACUGAACCAGGAUUUGUUAAAAGAAUCAUUGUUUUUGUCAAUGAAAAAUCAGAAGUUGAAGGUAUUGUUGAAUCAAUGAUUUCUAAAUAUAAAGUACGUCCUGAAGAUAUUGUUGGUGUUAGUGGUUCGGUUAAAAUUCAAGAAAGAAAAGAAAUGUUGGAACCAUUUCUCAAACCUGCUAAUCUACUUGAAGAAGAUCCAGAUGGUAGUAAAGUUAAAAUAUUAGUUACUACUGAUUUAUUGGCAAGAGGUUUAAAUUUCCAAGGAGUUAAGAAUGUUAUUUUAUUAGGAUUACCUAGAAAUUCAGUUGAUUUAGUUCAUCGAUUAGGUAGAACCGGUAGAAUGAAUCAAAGUGGUAGAGUCUUUAUAAUUGUUGAUAAGAAAUCUUUAAAAUCUUGGAUUAAAGGUUUAGGAACUGCAAUUAUAAGAGGUCUUAGAAUUGGUUAA
Molecule: messenger RNA, 1749 nt
Organism: Candida tropicalis MYA-3404
Lineage: Eukaryota; Fungi; Ascomycota; Pichiomycetes; Serinales; Debaryomycetaceae
Product: ATP-dependent RNA helicase
Exons: 1
Coding region: 1-1749 (582 amino acids)
Biological process (GO): maturation of LSU-rRNA from tricistronic rRNA transcript (SSU-rRNA, 5.8S rRNA, LSU-rRNA)
Cellular component (GO): nucleolus
Molecular function (GO): ATP binding; nucleic acid binding
Source: RefSeq, a predicted model, not a curated record